Molecule: messenger RNA, 2275 nt
Organism: Nylanderia fulva
Lineage: Eukaryota; Metazoa; Arthropoda; Insecta; Hymenoptera; Formicidae
Product: cytoplasmic dynein 2 light intermediate chain 1
Biological process (GO): intraciliary transport involved in cilium assembly; intraciliary retrograde transport
Cellular component (GO): axoneme; cytoplasmic dynein complex; ciliary basal body
Molecular function (GO): dynein heavy chain binding
Source: RefSeq, a predicted model, not a curated record
AUUAAAAUUUGAAAAAUAAAAACAAGAUAAACACGACUGAUUUAAUUGUUAAUGUAUAUUUAUUAUUAAAUUGACUGUGCAUUAAUUAUAACACGCUGUUAAAAUAAAAUAAAAAAUGUGUAGUCUACGCCUAAAAAAAAUUAUAAAAAUAGUGUGUACUCAUCAUUUUAGUUCUUUAGAAAAAAACCGCUCAUAUUACUUUACGAUAAUUUUCUUUAUAAUUUGUAAUCUCACACGAUUCUUACAUAAUAAAUAAUUAAUUAUACUUAUAUAUGAAAGACGAUGAGUUUGUAAUCAUGAGCAAAUUUCGUCUUAAAAAAACUUUUGCAUAUAUAUGUAUCGGUUUGAAAAAUGUUAAAUCUUAUUGCGUCUUGAUUGUAAUAUGCAUUCCUGAUUUUAUCUAGUCUGAAAAUUGUACAUAAUGUACGCAAAGAAGGUACGCAAAAAGUAAUCGAUCUAAUUUGUAAACAGAUUUAUAAAAGAGAAUGCGAGAAUGCGUUAUGAUCAGACAUGAAUAUUGUAAAACUCUUUGAAUAAUCGAAAUUAAAUGAAAGUAGUCAGAGUUGAUUACCAUAAAAUAAAAGAUAUUCCUUUAUGGAUAUUUCUUUACUAAGACUGAUGACCUCGUAUUAGAUCAUUACGCAUACAAAUGAGGCGUUACGUAGAAAAACGAUUAAAUGUAAAUUAUUAUACCUUGUACUCUCUUGCAUAAUGUAUUAUGAGGAUCAACACAUAGAGGAUUAAUGAUACUGCAGUUGAAAGAUGGACUAAUAUAAUAUUAUUUAAAUGUAAAUGAAACCUAAUGCCUAAUGUACUAAACUUUGUAAAUCGCAAGACUGGACAUUAAGGAAUGCCGAAUAAUAUAUAAAUUAAUUAUUUAUCAUUUUUAAACAGCUACAUCGAAGACUGUGCUCUAUUGCACAUUAUAUACAUUGUAUACCGAUCAUUCUUCUCUGCAAUAAUAUAAAUACAAAUUUACAUCAUGCAAGAUACAAAUGGUAUGAGUUGAUCGCUCAUCUGUCUCUAUAGUAACGAAAAGAAAAACAUAACCUGACAGAACAGAAUUGUGCGAAUACAAUUUAUAGUAUUAUUCUUCAUUGUUUUAAAAACAAUGUCUGCAGAAAAUCGUGAGGAAUCUAUGCGGGAAACUGCAUUACGACUCGCUAUAGAAGAAGAAAACAGACGCAAGACUGAUCCAAACGAAACUCACGAACGAUCCAUUAUUGUCCUUGGCAGCAAGGGAAUUGGUAAGACAACAAUGGUAUAUCGAUUUCUAGAAAAAGACGAAAGGCCAAAACCAACUAUAGCGAUGGAUUAUUCGUUUGGUCGCAAAACUGUGAAAAGUUUAGUGAAAAAUAUAGUGCACGUGUGGGAAGUGGGUCACUUGGCUUCCUCUUUGGUAUCCGUCGCAAUGACCGGAUCUACAUUAACAAAUUCCCCUCAUCAUACUGUGUUAUUGAUGAUGCUGGAUUUAUCACGACCAGAAGAAUUAUGGAUUUCUUUCGAGGAAAGCCUUUCUACGCUACGAAACGGUUUAAAAAUGAGUUAUGAUUCCGACGUAAUUCAAGAAUUACGGGAAAAAAGAAUAGCAGAUAGAAAAAAAGAGUUGGAACGCGGAGUUGAUCCAUUCCCGAUGCAGAUAUGUAUCUUAGGUGGACGAUAUGAUGAAUUCAAGGAAUUCGACUUGGAUAAAAAAGAAUUUAUUGGCAAGAUACUGAGAGCAAUAGCUCACCAUCUGGGUGCAAGUCUUUAUUAUUAUUCGUCUAAAGAUAAAUUUCUCGUACGACGACUUAAGGAUCUAUUAUCUCAAUACGGAUUCGGUUCUUCACCCACGGAGGAAAAGUGCAUAGAUUACGAGAAGCCAUUAAUGAUGCCGGCGGGCGUGGAUUCUUUCGGACGAAUCGAUUUGCAGUUCCCUCAAACGAGACCGUCGGCAAUUUUAGACACUAUCAAACAGAUCUAUAUAUCUCGUAUACCGCAAGUAUCACGGAACGACGAAAGUACUUUGGAGGACCCUAGCAAUGACCCUAAUUUUAACGAGCCCAUUAUCGAUAGACUGAGAAUGCAGCGAGAAGAGGAGAUCAGUGUACAAUUGAGUGACAUGAUGGAAGGUCGUAUGCCAAAAAUUCCCGUGCCAGAUCCAAUUUAAAGGCUAUAUCUAUUUUCGUUAUUUACUCUCUGCGUUAUUUAAAGCAAUAAGCGGAAGCACUGAGAUAAUGUACAAUGUAUCUGUUCAGUGGAAGCUAUAAUAUAUAAAAAUUAAUUUUUAAAAAUA